Molecule: messenger RNA, 1032 nt
Organism: Sordaria macrospora k-hell
Lineage: Eukaryota; Fungi; Ascomycota; Sordariomycetes; Sordariales; Sordariaceae
Source: RefSeq, a predicted model, not a curated record
AUGGCGGACUCCCAAGAAACGCGACCGGCUAGCCAUGCUGGCUCCUGGUACCUGGGUAGUGCUGCCCGGCUAUCCUUCCAGCUCGACGAGUAUAUGAGUCGUGUCCCAAACAAGCUGGACGGGAAGGACCUCCCCAUCCCAGGUGCUCGUGUGAUUAUUGCUCCGCAUGCUGGCUACUCGUACUCUGGGCCAUGUGCUGCAUGGGCCUACAAAGUCCUCGACCUCGCAAACGUGAAGCGUGUCUUCCUCCUCGGUCCAUCACAUACCUUCUAUCUAAAGGGCUGCGCCCUAUCGGCGUUCGGAAAAUACAGCAGCCCUUUUGGCGAUCUGGCCGUGGAUGGCGAGGCCAUUGACGAGUUGAUGAAAACCAAAAAGUUCUCCACGAUCCCAGCAGAUUAUGAAAUCCAGGAGCAUUGUCUGGAGAUGCACCUGCCCUACCUGUGGAAGAGACUUGAGCAGACGCUCGGAAGCGACAGUAGCCAGUUCCCGCCCAUCGUGCCGAUCUUGGUGGGAGACCUGUCUGCAGACGGAGAGGAAACCAUUGGCGCGCUCCUUGCACCAUAUCUGGCAGACCCCAAGAACGCAUUCAUCAUCUCAUCUGACUUUUGUCAUUGGGGGAAGAAUUACCGAUAUCGGCCCCAAUUAUACAAAGGCCUCGUUCGUGACCAGGACGCACAGUGGGCGACUCUCAAGAUCCAGCCGAUCUUCGAGAACAAAGUGGAUGGAACGGAACCGAGAGACGCAGACGUGCCUAUCCACGAGGUCAUCAAGGCACUCGAUGAUAUGGUAAUCGACGCGAUCAAGACUGGCGACCACAGUGAGUACUACAGCACUCUCAAAGGGACCCAUAACACGGUCUGUGGCAGACACCCUAUUGGAGUUGUAUUGGCAGCCUUGGAGGAGUUUUUGGGCGGCGAUCAGUCCGGGGGAAGUAAGGGGAAGUUUCAGUUUAUCCAGUAUCAGCGAAGUAACCUGGUUGAGAGGCAAAGCGACUUCAGCGUGAGCUAUGUGUCAGCUUACGCUGUUCUCUGA